This is a messenger RNA of Patella vulgata (common limpet), 639 nucleotides long. Its product is annotated as fatty acid hydroxylase domain-containing protein 2-like. Lineage: Eukaryota; Metazoa; Mollusca; Gastropoda; Patellidae. The coding region runs from base 1 to 639 and encodes 212 amino acids. The record is from RefSeq and is a predicted model, not a curated record. Gene Ontology annotation, biological process: sterol biosynthetic process. Gene Ontology annotation, molecular function: C-4 methylsterol oxidase activity; iron ion binding. The transcript has 4 exons.
AUGGUCUUAUUUUCAGGUAGUUUUUUAGUGACAGAAAUUGUGUUUUGGACGGUUGGUGGGCUCUACCUCCUAGCUGACAUUACAGGAAAACCAAAAUGGCUGAAACAAUAUAAGACACAACCUAAUAAAAACCAGCCGUGUGAUUUAACUCUGAGUCUUCCAGACCCCAUCACCUUCAUCUGGAAUCUUAUAGUUUGUGUGAUGGUUGAAGAAGUAGGGUUUUAUUAUUCGCACAGACUACUUCAUCAUUCAGUAUUCUAUAAAACCAUCCAUAAGACACACCAUGAAUGGACAGCUCCUAUUGGCAUUGCUUCAGUAUAUGCUCAUCCCAUAGAAUACAUCUUCUCCAACAUAGUACCUUUAGUUAUAGGACCAGUUCUAUGUGGAUCAUGUCUUAUAACUAUAUGGAUUUGGUACACACUGGCUCUGGUAUUUACGAUAAUUCAUCACAGUGGCUAUCAUCUACCGUAUUACCCUUCUAACGAAUUCCACGAUUAUCAUCAUUUAAAAUUUACAGAGAAUUUUGGUGUUUUGAGUUUAAUGGACUGGAUACACGGUACAGAUACUAAUUACAGACGAUCCAAACAGUACAAGCGAGAUAAAAUUAUUUUCUCUUCUAGGGAAAUGAAAAUUUCUUGA